Messenger RNA from Misgurnus anguillicaudatus (oriental weatherfish), 1391 nucleotides. NCBI's taxonomy places the organism in Eukaryota, Metazoa, Chordata, Actinopteri, Cypriniformes, Cobitidae. The record is from RefSeq and is a predicted model, not a curated record.
AAGAAGCAGUGGGUUACCAGUGCAUUUUAUAACAGCUAAGGGGCGUUGUUAGGCACGACGCGAAGCGGACGCGACGCGAAACAACAUCAGAAAACGUUUCUUCCUACCUUAAUUUGUUCUCUUAUCAGUUAUCACCUCUCAAAUUUUCUGCUAAAUGCGGAGAUAAUUCCAUUUUUGUGAAGAACUUUGUAAGAGAUCAGAUUCAAAGCCUGAUCAAAACACACGUCAUGCUAAAUCCACCACAACGCUGUUGUGUCGAGUGAAUGCCUCAGUGUUUAAGUUGGGUAAGAUUGCCAUCUUGUGGAUAAUAGCGGAAAUAUCAAUAAGACAAAAAAACCCUCAGAGAACGUUUUCUCUUUAUUGACGAAAUGUUUUAUUUAUUGACAUUUAUCUGGAUAUCGCCAUAAUUGUGCAAAGGUAGAAAAAAAAUUAUUAAAGACUGAGGUGUUUAUUUUCAUAAAUCAGUACGCAGCAACAGUGGCGCAGUGAUACUUGUGAUGCGGUCUGAACCGUGGGUUUACCGGGGUAUUUUAUCACGGCUUAGAACGCGUUUCAACCAAUCAGAAUGAAGAACCAGAACGAGCCGUUUUAUAAUAUUAAAUUGGUCAGUUAAAGGUGUCGUGUGUAAAUUUUAUCGGCAUCUAGUGGUGAGGUUGCGAAUUGCACCCAACGGCUCAGUCAACGAGUAACCCCAGGGUGCAGCCUGGACGAUGGGGCGGUACGACACUUCUAGCCGGAGCUACACGUGUCGCCCCGCCACAAAUGUUAACGCCGCCUUUGACAUUUUGCUCCGACCCAGCAGGGGGCAGUUAGCGUUAAAACGCUUGCAACUGCAGCAGCAGAGUAAUAAUAAUCACGUUGAUAGAAGGAGAAAAUUCAAGAGAACGUUACUACAUUUUUCAACAAACAUGGUCCACCACACCGUGGUAACCAGAGCAGAACACGAGGCUUAUAUGAAGUCUACUUUUAAACUGUGCCCAUUUUGUGGCUUCACAAACUCCAUUUCCCACAUGGUACAUAUCCAUGUCGGUAGACAUUUUGAAGCCGCAGUAAAAUAUAAAGAUUUCCUAAUUGUCAAAUGCAGCGGCAAGUGCCGAGAAAGAGCACAUUUUCACUGCUGCUUUUGUGAGAAGACCGUUAUUAAUAGGUCACAAUUACUGACUCACAUUUCAAUGCACCCUGAGCCUCGUGAUGUCGGUGAACCAGGAGUUACAACUAGUUUGACUCCAGCCACUACAUCUGACAUGGACAAUGUCAUGAAUAAAGACAUCACAGUGGGUCUGAGUAACCAGCAGGAGCACAGUUUUUACAACUCUGGAGCAGAGAGGUUUGGAGCUGAAUCUUGUGUUCAAGAGACCCCUUCGUUGGAAGGUGCAGACUUGGCUGAGUAA